This is a messenger RNA of Orbicella faveolata, 1012 nucleotides long. RefSeq names its product melanocyte-stimulating hormone receptor-like. Gene Ontology annotation, biological process: G protein-coupled receptor signaling pathway. The record is from RefSeq and is a predicted model, not a curated record. Gene Ontology annotation, cellular component: membrane. Lineage: Eukaryota; Metazoa; Cnidaria; Anthozoa; Scleractinia; Merulinidae. Gene Ontology annotation, molecular function: G protein-coupled receptor activity.
UCUAUUUGGCCGCCGCAUAUUGAUAGUAAUGAUCAUUUAAAGUAUUAAUUGUCAAACAACUUUUGACCUAUUUGACCAAACGCUCAAUAACAAUUUGCGUGAAGAGAGUCGUGCGAAGAUGGGAGGCAAAGAGAAUUUUGAUGAUUUAGGCAACGAAGACCGUGAUUCUCAACCUGAAACUAUUACUAUCGUAAACAGCGUCUUGAAUGCUCCAUUUAUACUGAUAUCCAUUAUUAGUAACACUUUGAUACUAGCCGCUAUAUUGAGAACGCCUUCCCUUCGUUCACCAUCAACAAUUUUGCUGUGCAGCUUGGCUGUGUCAGAUAUUUUCGUUGGACUUGUCGUGCAACCGCUUAACAUUGCUUAUCGGCUUACAGAAAAGGGGUCCCUAGAGCUGCCAGGAAAGACAGUUACGUUUCUCGCAUUGGGAGUUUCACUUUCGACAAUGACUGCCAUUAGCUUGGAUCGAUUCUUAGCUCUUCAUUUUCACAUGAGAUAUCCUAAUAUAAUGACGACACAACGCGCGUUAUAUAUAUCGGCAGCUCUUUGGUUCUUUAUCUUCCUUUCAUCGUGGCUAUCCUUUUGGAAUAAGAAUGCUUAUUCCUUGUUAAUAGCUUGUAAUAUCGCUAUUUGUCUUUUUCUCUCCACUUUUUGUUACAUCAGAAUCUACAGGAUUGUUAGACACCACCAGUUACAAAUUCACAAUCAACAACAGGCUUUGGAAAUAAACUCCGAAGAUAAUCAGAACAUGCUCCGAUCAACAAAAAGUGCCAAAAGCACUUUUAUAUAUUACGUUCUGAUGCUUCUGUGUUAUACCCCGUUGUUUAUUGGAUUUUCAGUUUCACUUGUUUCUCCUGAUCACUUUUCAAAAGCGUGGACCUUCGUUGAAACAGUAGCAUUUAUGAACUCGUCCAUCAAUCCAUUUUUGUAUUGCUGGCGUCUGCGCGAACUUCGAACGGCAGUUGUAAAGACAGCAAGGCAGAUGUUUUGCACACAAAUGGAAGAAAGCUAG